CCGAUAUUGGAGGUGCAUGUUCUUCCUUGUCUUCUUCUUCUUCUUCUUCUUCGUCUAUCAUUUAUUAAUAAUUUUUCCCAUUAUCUUCCUCACUCACUCUCUCUCGUAGCUGCUCCAAUUUCUCCAUUUCUCACUCAUUUAAUCACAUUUCCAACUAUUCAACUACUCUCUAUUCCAAUUCCCAACCGCAUUUCACCUCCAGUGACGCUCCACUGUUAUUGUUUUUGUUUUCGUUGUUGUUGUUGUUGUUGUUGUUGUUGUUGUUUCACUCGAUGGCACUUCACUAUCACUCCUCUCCCAUUUUGCUUUUGCAGCUCUUUUUUUACUUUUCAGUCUCUUUCGCCGCUCCUCGGAGCAAUGAGACUGCUGGAGGUGUGCGGAUAUGGCCGUUACCGGUCUCCGUCACUCACGGUGGGCACCAUCGGUUCUAUGUUGCCAAGGAUUUUCACCUCAUUACUGAGGGCUCUAACUUCAGCGAUGCUUCCCGGAUACUUGAGGAUGGAUUCUCUAGGUUGCUUGAUUUGGUUCGUGUUGCUCAUGUUGUUGAUGCGAACCUCUCUCGCUUUGCUUCUUCUUCUCUGCUUCAUGGAAUCCACAUUGUUGUCUCUUCGCCUUCCGAUGAGUUACAAUAUGGUGUAGACGAAUCAUACAGAUUAUCAGUCCCUGGACCUGCGCCUGGAAAACCUGCCUAUGCAUAUCUCAAGGCUCGUACAGUUUAUGGGGCUUUGCAUGGUCUUCAGACCUUCAGCCAAUUAUGCUCUUUCAAUUUUGAAUCAAGGGUAAUUGAAGUUCGCAUGGUACCAUGGAAUAUUAUUGAUCAGCCAAGGUUCUCCUAUCGAGGGCUCUUAAUUGAUACUUCUCGACAUUAUCAGCCAUUGCCAGUUAUAAAGAAAGUGAUUGAUUCUAUGGCAUAUGCAAAGCUGAAUGUGUUGCACUGGCACAUUGUCGAUACACAAUCUUUCCCAUUGGAGAUACCUUCAUUUCCAAACCUUUGGUUUGGUGCUUAUUCUAAACAAGAACGGUAUACAAUUGCGGAUGCUACAGAAAUUGUGAGAUAUGCACAACGCCGUGGAGUCAGUGUAUUAGCUGAAGUUGAUGUUCCUGGACAUGCUUUAUCAUGGGGAGUUGGCUAUCCUGCUCUGUGGCCAUCGAAGGACUGUCAGCAGCCACUUGAUGUCAGUAAUGAGUUCACCUUUAGAGUAAUAAAUGGAAUACUGUCGGAUUUCAGCAAGAUCUUUAAAUAUAGAUUUGUUCACUUGGGAGGCGAUGAAGUCAAUACAACUUGCUGGACAGUGACUCCUCAUAUAAGAAACUGGUUAAGAAAAAAGGGUAUGAAAGAAUCGGAUGCUUACAAGUAUUUUGUCCUGCGAGCACAAAAGAUAGCUUUGUCACAUGGAUAUGAACUUGUAAACUGGGAAGAGACCUUUAAUGAUUUUGGCAGCGAAUUGAGUCGAAAGACUGUUGUGCAUAACUGGCUAGGAACUGGUGUUGCUCAAAAGGUUGUUGCAGCUGGGUUAAGAUGCAUUGUUAGCAACCAAGAUAGUUGGUACUUGGACCACAUAGACACAAGUUGGGAGCAGUUCUAUACAAAUGAGCCGCUUCAAAAUAUCAAAGAUCCUCGGCAACAAAAAUUAGUCAUAGGUGGAGAGGUAUGCAUGUGGGGUGAAGUUGUUGAUGCGUCAAAUAUUGAGCAAACUAUUUGGCCUCGUGCUGCAGCCGCUGCCGAGCGUCUUUGGACUCCAUAUGACAAUCUGGCUAAAGACCCCAGUCAAGUUUUUGCAAGGUUAGCACAUUUCAGGUGUUUACUGAAUCAGAGAGGGAUCGAUGCCGCUCCGGUAUCUGGACUCGGCAGAUCUGCUCCUUGGGGUCCUGGCUCUUGCUUUGUGCAGUGAUAAUCCAGGUUAGUCUCCCUUUCAUAGUCUAUUUGAUUAAGAUACUUCUCUUCACCAUGAAUUUAGGAAGCGGUUCAUGGUUGGUAUAGGGAUGUGAUAUAGAAUUAUGGAAUGUAGGUGUUUUCUUAUCUCUGUUUCAUUCUUUUGAAUAAAUUGGAACAGUUUGCAAAGAAUAUUAUUAUUAUAUUUAUGUCAUGAUUUGUUAGGACUUAUUGUCCUACUUUAACGAA
Molecule: messenger RNA, 2122 nt
Organism: Cucumis melo (muskmelon)
Lineage: Eukaryota; Viridiplantae; Streptophyta; Magnoliopsida; Cucurbitales; Cucurbitaceae
Product: beta-hexosaminidase 3
Exons: 14
Coding region: 273-1892 (539 amino acids)
Biological process (GO): glycosaminoglycan metabolic process; carbohydrate metabolic process
Cellular component (GO): membrane
Molecular function (GO): beta-N-acetylhexosaminidase activity
Source: RefSeq, a predicted model, not a curated record